CACAUUGCGAAAUAGAAGAAGAGUAACUUCUGUUUUUAUUUUACAAAGCAUAUCCAGAGAAAUAAUAAUAUCAGUUCAUGCGUUUGUGUUUUUACUCACGUGAAAUAUUGCUGUUUGUUUAUUCUUUUAAAAACGUCUAAAUAAUUUAGGAAAAAAGACGCUAGAUCUUUAUUUAUUUUUUAUGACAAAGUAUUUUAUUUAAGACCCUGUCACGUGCAAUAACAGACUUUGACCCCAAAGCUCAUCACUUUGAAUGAUCAAACAGCAAUACGAUUCGACAGCCAGAAGGUCUCCAAAUACAUUCACCAUCCUUUCAUCAUCAUGCCACCAAUGAAGAACAGUACAAACAGACCAAAACUGGACUGGAAGUUCCUACAGAGGUUCUGCAGUAUUCUAAAGAUCCUUUUCCCAUCCUGGGCCAAUCAAAAUGUGCGAAUGUUUAUGACGCUCCUUGGCGUCACACUUUCAGUUCAGCUUGUGAUUUAUCAAGUGGGUCUGAUUCCGAGUCAGUUUUAUGAGAUUCUGUCUGAGAAGAACUACAGCAGAUUUAAAGAUAUGGUGUUGUUUGCAGUCUUACUCAUCCUGAUCAAUUCAACACUGAAAAGUCUGGACCAGUACGUCAGCAGCCUGCUUUAUGUGAGCUGGAGGAAGUCUUUAACAGAAGAACUCCAUGACACCUAUUUUCAGGGUCGCGUUUACUACACCCUCAACGUACUACACAAAGACAUCGACAACCCAGACCAGCGAAUCAGUCAAGAUGUGGAGAGGUUAUGUAAGCAGAUGAGCACAAUGGCUAGUCGACUUCUCGUUUCCCCGUUUACCAUCUCUUACUACACCUAUCAGUGCUUUAACAGUGCCGGUUGGAUUGGAUUUGUUAGCAUCUUUGGCUACUUCGGGAUUGGAACCUUCAUCAAUAAGAUCUUGAUAGGACCCAUUGUGACCAUGCUGGUUGAGCAAGAAAAACUCGAAGGAGAUUUCAGGUUCAAACACAUGCAGAUUCGAGUAAAUGCAGAAUCUGCCGCAUUCUACAGGGCAGGGAAGGUGGAACACAUGCGGACGAACCGAAGGCUACAGAUACUUUUAUCCACUCAGAAAAGCCUAAUGAAUAAAGAGUUUUGGCUUUACAUUGGGGUAAAUACUUUUGACUACAUGGGCAGUAUCCUCAGCUAUAUUGUUAUAGCGAUACCCAUCUUUGCUGGAGUGUAUGAUGGCCUCACACCUGGAGAAAUGAGUGCACUUGUCAGUAAGAACGCUUUUGUCUGCAUUUAUCUGAUAAACUGCUUCACGCAGCUCAUAGACCUUUCAACCAACUUAUCUGACGUUGCUGGAUACACCCACAGAAUAGGAGAACUAAGGGAAGUAAUGUCUGACAUUGCCGAGAAACAGCGGGACCAGGAAAGAUAUGAUCCUCUGUCAAAGGAACCUGGUGACUUUGACAUGUAUGAUGAUAGAGAAGCUCACACAGCGGACACGGCGUUUGUGGUGGAUAAGCUCUCCUUUAGAUCGCCCGUCUCACAGGAGCUGCUUGUAAAGGAUCUGACCAUGAAGAUCUCUGAAGGAACGAAUCUGCUUGUGGUGGGAAACACAGGAACUGGAAAAACAUCCUUACUGAGAGUUCUCAACUUCCUUUGGGAGCCAUGCAAUGGAUCUGUGGACAUGACCACAUGUUUUGGACCGAGAGGUGUUAUGUUCCUACCCCAAAAACCAUAUCUGACUGACGGUACUCUGAGAGAACAGGUGAUCUAUCCAUUAAAGGAUAUAUAUCCAGCAUCAGGGUCUGCAGACGAUGAACGAAUAUUUAAAUACCUGGAACUCUCUGGUUUGUUGAAUCUUCUGAACAGAACUGGAGGGCUGGAUGCAAAAGUAGAUUGGAAUUGGUAUGAUGUUUUGUCACCAGGAGAAAUGCAAAGGCUUUGCUUUGCCAGACUUUUCUACCUGCAGCCCAAAUAUGCAGUAUUGGAUGAAGCCACUAGUGCUCUGACAGAAGAGGCAGAAGAUCUGCUGUAUAAAGCCUGUAAACAUCUGGGUAUGACCCUCAUCAGUCUGGGUCACCGGCGCAGUUUGGAAAAGCAUCAUGAUGUCAUUUUGCGACUGUGUGGAGGUGGCCAAUGGGAACUCGUCAAACUCAAACCAGAGUGAAACUUCAGUUUAAACUGAUAAUACUAGUCUGGUUGUGACUAUGGCUGCAUUUAACCCAGAUAGCUUGAAACUUCAGAGAAGUGUUUUUAAUGUUUACUAGGCAGCAUACGGACAUUUACUUGGUAUGUUUAUGAUACCUUCAUAUGCUGUCAACUCAUAUACUCUCUACCAUUUUAUAUAGUAUUAAGAUAUAUAUAUGAUUUAUUUGUUUUAACAAUCUUAAUUGUUGUUUUUUGCCAAAGAAAUUAGGGGAAUUUUGUAAUAAAAUAUGUCAUUUUUUAUUUUAUUUCAGAACGUGCCUAUAGAAUAUACAGUAUAUUUUGUAUAAUAAUUGUUUUUAAAAACAUGACGAUAAUAAACUACAGAAUACAAAAUACCUUAAUCAUCAGAAUUAAUGAAAAUAUCCUGCUUUUUUACUACCAAGAGAGUGCCAAAUCUCAAAACACAAAUCUACUUUUAUAUUUCAUUUAAUAAACCUUAUUUAGCUCAGAAUUAACCUGUAUUUCAAAAAUUGUUAACCCACACUCUUAGAACGAAUGUGUUAAAAACAUUAUUGAAACCACACAUUUUGUGUUACUUUUAACACAACUUAACACAAAAUCAAGACAGAAUUACACAUAAUGCGUUAAAAGUUUAACGCACAAAGAUGUAUUUAUCCAUAGCAGCAAAGUGAUUUAUUAUAAGGAGGUGAUAAUAUAAGAGGAGAGAAGAAAAUAAGUAGAUGAGAGUUAUAGCUGUUGUUUUAUAUUUUAAGGGGCAUGAAACAACAGAGAGGAACAGUGAUUGUAAUGAAUGGCGGAGCGAUUUUAUGCCCUUUUGUAAUGGUACCACAAGGCGCCGCUCAUUCACUGACCUCAUAGUUCUGGCUGGGAUGUAGAUGCAUUUGGAUCUAUCAUUAAGGAAUUGGAGCAAGAUGAAUAUCUGUUGCCAGGCACUUAGAGUAAUGGUUUAAAUAUAACUAGUUCAGCUAAAAAUAAACAUUGAUCACAGAUAUUAUCAUUUGCAUAAACGCAUGUUUGUUUGUUUUAUUGGUACUCGAGCACAACCUGUGCUGUUAAGUUUUUUGACACAUUUCCCAUGUGAGGAAAGUGACACGUUUGCAACCAAAGUAGUGGAAAGCAGAGAUCAAAAUAAUCCUUCUCACCAAAGUGUUCGGCUGAUCCAACUGCUUGAGUUUCAAGCUGUUUCAAAUGUAAGCCUGGCCAAUCUGCUGCUGUCAAUCAACACUCAUACUGGGGGAGAUAAUGGGAGGGACCCACCCCUUUAAAGAGAAUAUGAGACAAUCAGUGGAGAAAAAAAUAAAUGAUUGUAUCCCUUUAAAAAUGUGAUUUAUUUCCCACAGGAAUCUCUUUUAUUAUGGGUUUAUUUAAAAUACAGAAGGAUAAUUUUAGUUUGAUGAGGUUUAUGAAAAGAUACUGAAGAGACGUGAUUAAAUUCACACUGAAAUUCUAACUCAUUAUUUUUUAUACAUUUGUUAUUUUUUAUAAACAUUUAUAUAAAUACAUGUAUAAUUUUUUAUUACAAAAGUAAAUAUGCCAAAUACAAUGGUUG
Paramisgurnus dabryanus is the source of this 3690-nucleotide messenger RNA. It is a transcript of the gene abcd4, whose product is annotated as ATP-binding cassette, sub-family D (ALD), member 4. Gene Ontology annotation, molecular function: long-chain fatty acid transmembrane transporter activity; ATP hydrolysis activity; ABC-type transporter activity. NCBI's taxonomy places the organism in Eukaryota, Metazoa, Chordata, Actinopteri, Cypriniformes, Cobitidae. The record is from RefSeq and is a predicted model, not a curated record. Gene Ontology annotation, biological process: long-chain fatty acid import into peroxisome; fatty acid beta-oxidation; peroxisome organization. Gene Ontology annotation, cellular component: peroxisomal membrane.